Messenger RNA from Camelina sativa (false flax), 5095 nucleotides. Lineage: Eukaryota; Viridiplantae; Streptophyta; Magnoliopsida; Brassicales; Brassicaceae. The record is from RefSeq and is a predicted model, not a curated record.
AGAGGAAAUUGCAGAGAAGAAAACAGAAUUUUGUGAUGAUGAUGAUGGUGAUGAUAUUUCAAGAAAAUUUCGAGAGGUUGAACAACAAGAUUCAGAUGCAAUGAAGGGCCAAGAAGAAAAAGACAUGAUUCAAGAAUCAGCACUUGAAGAAAAAGUGAGUGAUGGAGGCAAAGGAAUCGUUGCAGUGUUGGAUACAAAAGCUGAGAAUGAUAAGUCUAAAAAAGUUCAAGAGAUUGACCAACAACAGUUGCAUGAAGAAGAUAGAUGUGGAAAACAAUUCCAGAAACUCAUAGUAGGUGAAGUAAGUGGUCGCGGAGAAGUUGAUGAUAUGAAAAUAACAGAAGAAGAGAAAGGAAUCAGGGAUAGCUCGAGAAAAGGCCAAGAGACUGCAAAAACAGAUUCAGAACUCCACAACAACAGAGAAGUUUGUCGAAGUGAAGAGAAGAAGUAUUACAGACCUGAAAAGAUGGAACAAGAAUUGGUUAACUUGAACAGCCAAUUGGAGCAAGACAAUGUUGAAGAUGGAGAAAAGAAUCAAGAACCGGUGGAAGAGGAAAUCAAGGAUUGUAAAGAAGAAGAUGGCGGUGCAGAAUCAAAGAUCAAAACCGAUGAUGAUGUUGUAAGAAAGGUUCAAGGUAUUAAAGAACAUGAGUCGUAUAGGACGGAAAGGGAACAUGUAAGCAAGGUUCAAGAAUUGGUUGAAGAGAAAAUUGGUGAUCAUGAGCAAGAGAAAACAAUCUCAGAGUCAGAGGUAGAAGGUGAAUGUGAUAGCUUAAGAAAGGUAGACGUUAGCAAAUCACAGCAGUUGCAUGAACCAAAGAGACACAGAGAAAGCGAUAAGACCCGAAUAACUGGAGCAGAGGAACCAAGUUGUCAAGAGGAUGAGAAAAUUGUAGAGCCUAUGACAACAACAGAGGAUGACAAUCCCGUAGAUGUUCCAGAGAUUAAUAAAGAACAACCUGAUGACAAGCUAGAGAGCGAGGAGAAACCAUACAAAAUUCAAGAAGUGGUGGAAGCGAGACUCAAUGACCAUAAUGAAGAAGAACAAGAAGAAAAGGCAACGGCCAAGGCAGAACUGGAAACGGAAAGAGAGAGCUCAAAAAAGGUUGAAGAGACUGAGCAACAGAAUUAUGAUGGACCAAAGAUGCAAAAUAUAGCAGUGGAGCAGAAGGGGACUGUGGAGAUGAGGACAAAAACUAAAGAUGGUAGCUUGACUAAAGUUCAAGAUGAUGAAGAUCAAGAAUCGAGUAAACCUUAUAAGAGAAAAAUAGAAGACAAGACCCAGGAACUAGUGGAAAUGGGAACAAGUGAUUACAGAGAAAAAGCCAAGAAACAAGAUGAGAAUUAUGACAUCUUAAGAAGCCAAGAGGAUUUAGAUGAAUUUGAGAGACACGGUGAGCGAAGCAAUAUUCCUCAAUUGGUAGAAGAAGAAAACGUGGAGAACAUCGCUGAGCUGGGGGGAGAAUCAUAUGAAGAUUGGACACACGAGGAGCGAGAAAAGAGAAAAUAUUUGGUUAAAGAGGAAGCAGCUGAUCUUAAAGAUAAACACACUGGUGGAGAUGACCAUACUGAUGAUAAACAAGAACAACAUCAAGAAAAGAUUAUUGUCAAGGCAGAACUUAAAACUGAUGAAGAUAGCUCAAAGAGGGUUCAAGAGACUGAAAAACAGGAUGAAGAUGAAUUGCAGAGAUCUAUGACACAAGACAAAAUGCAAGAAACAGAGGAAAAAGACAAAAGUAGAGCAAUGGAGGAGAAUGAGAUUGUGGAGAGAAGGGAAAAAACUAUAAAUGAAAGCUUGAGAAAGGUUCAAGAAGAUGAAGAAGAUCCACAAUUGGGUAAACAGAAGAGACAUGGGGAAGAAGACAGAAUCCAUGAGUUAGUAGUGGAAACGGAAUUAAAUGAUCACAGAGGGAAAGUCAAGAAAAAAGAUAGAUAUGGUGUCUUAAGAAGAAGCCAAGAGACUGUGAAAUUGGAUUUAGGCGAACGUGAGAGACACUGUAAGAAAAUAAAUAAACAUAUAUCAGUGAAAGAUGAACACACAGUAGGAGGGGAAGGAGAACAUGAUGAAGAAGAAAGAUAUGAGGAAGUUGCACAGGCUAAGAAAAAAGUUGAACAGGUGCUGUACAAGUCGGAAGGAGUACUAAAAGAGGAAGUAAGUGAUCGCGAAAAAGAAGAAGAAAAUCUCGUGGAUGAUUCUACGACAAAGAUUCAAGAAACUGGAAAAGAAGAGCUACAUGAAUUGGAGAUGUACAAGAAACAAGACAUGGUCCUAGAUUUUUUGGAAGACGAAACUGGGGAUCAGAAAGAUGAAAAAGCAGAGGAAGCUGUAGUUGCAACCAAUGCGAACGAAAGUUCAAGAACGGUUCAAACGAUUGAAGAAAAAUCAGAAGUAGACAAGGAAACAAACAAGAUCCCUGAAAUAAGUGAUCCUGAAGUAAAAGAGACAAAAGAGAAGGUUCCCAAGGCAAGAAAUGUCCGAGAGACAAAAGAGCUAGAAGCACAUGUUCAGGAAGAAGGAAAAACAGAGAAUUGUAAAGAUGAUGGACAAGGAAGGAGAGAAGAAAACGGAAAACAAGGAAAGAUUGUUGAGACUAUGUCACGCGAAAGGUUCAAGUCAACAAGUGACGAUGGUAUUGUGAGAAAGGAGAUUCAAGAGACCAAAGUGCAAGAUUCAAAUGAGAAGAAAAAUCAAGAACAGAAAGGCAAGAUUGAAGAAACAGAGAGGAGAGAAUCGAGUAGUCAUGAGGUAAAGUUGGUGACUGAAGAUGAUAGCCUUAGAAAAGGUCAAGAGAUUUUGGAAAAGGAGUCAAAUGUGUCAAAGAGGGGACAAGUAGAGGCAAAGACAAAAAUCAACAAUGUUAAAUCAAGGGAGGAAGAAGAGGAACAGAAGAAGAUUAGGAAAAAAAUGGAAGAGAAAUCAAAUGCUCCUGAGAAAGAAAGAGAGGCAAAUGAGAAAGUUGCAGAAGAGCGGAUGCAAGAUAAGACUGACAACAGAACUAAGAACCAAGAGAUUAAAGGAGAAGAACUAUAUGAGUUUCUACGAAAUGUAGAGCAUGAUAAGAUCCCAGAAUAUCAUAGAGAAGAGGGAAAGGGAAUGGAACAGAGUGAAAUUGAGGAGAUGAAGAGAACAACUGAGGAUUGUAGCUCAAGAAAGGUUCAACAAAAUAAAGUACAAGAAUCAGAUGAAGUAGAGAAACACCGGAAACUAAGUGAGAUACAAGAAAGUAGCAACACCCAAGAAUCAGUGGGAAAAGAAACACAGAAGCAUAGCAAAGAAAAUAAGAAUGAAAGGGGAGGAUAUAAUGCAGUGCUCAAGGAAAAAUCUAUGGCUUCAAGUGAGUCUCAAGAUGCUGAGGAAAAAAGAUCAGAUCAGCCAAAGAGAUAUGCAGAACAGAAAGAGAGAAAAGAAGAACUUUUUAUAAGAGAAGGAGAGCAGAAGGAGAAGGCAAAGAAAAUGUCACAGGUCGAUUCAAAAGCUAAUGAUGAUAGCUCAAAAAUAAAUCAUCAAGAAGUGGUUGAAAUAGACCAGAGGAAAGAAGAAUUAGAGGAGGAGAAUGUUGUUGGUAAAGCACAGACAAUAGACGAAUAUGAGAGCUCAAGGAAGAUUCAAGAACACGAAAAACUAAAGUCAGAUAAACUAGAAACACAUGGGGAAGAAGAGAUGAGCAAAAAACUUGCAGAACAGGGAACAAGCGAUGAUAAAGAAGCAAAAGAAGGAAACAAAGCAGGGGAAGUACUGGAAGAGGUGGAUACUAAAAUUAGGGAUGAUGGCUUUGGAAAGGUAAGAGAGCUUGAAGAACAAGAAACAGACAAGAAGCAAUCAUAUGUGGGAAAUGACAUAAGUGGUAAAUCAAAAAAGAACAAGAAUCAAGAGACAAAGAGGAAAGAUGAUAAUAGGUCCGGAAAUAAUACUCAAGCAAAUGAAAAACAAGAGUCUCAUGAACAAAAGAGAAAUGAGGAAGAGGUUGUUGAGAAAGAAGAGAUAAUAGAAGAACAUGAUAGCUCAAGGAAGAUUCAUGAACAUGACAGACGAAAGUCAGAUACAAUGAGCGGAAAUAUUGCAGAAGAGGAAACAAGCGAUGAUGAAGAAGCCAAAGAAAGAAACAGAGCAGGGGCAGUACUGGGAGAGGUUUUGAAGAUAAGAGAGAUUGAGAAACACGAGCAAGACAAUAAGCAAUCAUUUGUGGACACAAGUGGUAAAGCAAAAGAGAACAAGAACCAAGAGACAAAGAGGACAGAUGAUAAUAGCUCAGGAAAUAAAACUCAAAAACAAGAGUCUCAUAAGAAAAAGACUCAUGACGAUCAAGACAAGAAGAACCCGGGACUACUUGGGAAAAAAACAAACAGUUGCAGAAAUGAAGAUAAAAAAAAUGCAGAAGCAGAGGUGUCAAGAAAGUUAAAGGGAGUUGAAAAACGAGAAUCAACUAAAAAGGUUGAAACACAUGAAAACCGAGAUGACAUCAAAGAAUUGGUUGAAGAGAAAAUGAACAACAAAGAAGGACAAGAAAAGGAGAGCAUAAUUACGGAUGUCUUGGCAAAAGCUGAAGACGAUGAACUGAGGAAACAAGACAAGAGCAGGGAACAAAGACUAAGAGAUAACCUUAAAUAUGAAGAAACGUCAAAGACAGAAACAAAAAGAAAGGAUAAUGAACAAGAGAGAAUUAAAGAGCAAGGAAGGAUCAAAGAAUUGGUAGAAGACAGGACACAUUCUUGCAGAGAAAAAGAAAACAAAGAAACUGAAUUUGAAGACUCGAAAAAGAUUCAAGAGAGAGACAAAGAAGAAUCAACUGAAGCAGGAAGAAAUGAGAAACGAGACAAGAUCCAAGAACCAGUGGAUAGGGAAACAAGUGAUGAUGACGAAGAAGAGUUAGAAAUUGAAUUUGAAGAAGAAGAAGAAAACUGGGAAGCUGAAGUAAUUCAAGAAACGGAUUCAGAUCAUGAAGAUAAUAAUGAUAUUAGACAUAUAAAAAGAAUCAGAUUAGGAUUCCGGUUAGUGGGAGGAUCAACAUUGUUUAUGUCACUUAUAGUCAUAGUUAUUAGUUUCAUUCGUUCCAAGAGAAAAAUAAGAUGUUACAAGUUCUAACCAAAGCACAAU